AUGGCCCCCGGUAGCCGGGCCGCCGCGGUGCUCGUCGUCUCGCUGCUGUGCCUGAGCCGCGCCUCCGUCUCCACCGAGCACUUCUCCGCGCUGACGCUGUUCAACAACGAGCUCCACCGGCAGGGCUGCAGCUCGCUGUCCGAGUGGGAGGAGUACGCCUCCGACUGCGAGUCAUCAAUUUUACAGUUAGAAGACCCAGACUGUGAGGAAGGAAGCAACCCGCCCUGCGAGUCGGUCUUCUCACUUAAUGCUGAGAAAAUCUUGAACCAGGCCAAGUUGUUUAUAGAGCAGAAAAAAAUCCCCUUUCCUGUAGUAAACCACAACACGAAUGAAGAACUUGCUAUAGGCUACGUGUUGAUCGGCAACGGUCUUUAUGAUGAAGCCAUCAAACAUUUCUCCCUCCUACUACAGGGUGACCCGGAGCUGGUCAGUGCCAUUUAUGGGAGAGGGAUAGCUUAUGGAAAGAAAAGUCUACAGGACAUAAAGAAUGCUGACUUGGCUUUGUUCGAGCUCAACAGAGUCAUCACGCUGGAGCCAAACUGGCCAGAAGUCUACGAGCAGAGAGCAGAGAUCCUGUCUCCUCUGGGUCGGAUCAGUGAGGCUCUGGGGGAUCUGACCAAAGCCAUCCAGCUGCAGCCGUCUGCUCGACUCUACAGACACAGAGGAACGCUGCUGUUCAUUUCAGAGGACUACGUGGCAGCUAUGGAGGACUUCCAACAGUCUUUAGAGCUGAAGAAGAAUCAGCCCAUUGCCAUGCUCUAUAAGGGCCUCACCUUCUUCCACAGAGGGAUGCUCAAGGAAGCCAUCGAGACGUUCAAAGAAGCACUGAAGUUCAAGCCUGACUUCAUAGAUGCCUAUAAGAGCCUAGGACAGGCCUACAGGGAGCUGGGGGAUUUUGAGUCGGCUAUGGAGAGUUUCCAGAAAGCCCUCAUGUUGAACCAGAACCACAUCCAGUCUCUCCAGCUCCGAGGCAUGAUGCUCUACCACCACGGCUCCCUGCAGGAGGCCAUAGGCAACUUCAAGAGGUGUCUUCAGUUGGAGCCCUACAACGAGGUGUGUCAGUACAUGAAGGGGUUGAGUCACGUGGCCAUGGGGCAGUUCUACGAGGGCAUCAAAGCUCAGACUAAAGUCAUGUUGAACGAUCCUCUGCUGGGACAGAAGGCCAGCUCCGAAUACCUCAAAGUCAAAUACCUCAGAGAGUACUCUCGCUACCUGCACUCCCACCUGGACAUCCCAGUGGCCGAAUACAACGUGGACCAGGAUUUACCAGGAAACUUCAAGAACCACUGGGCCAAGAAUCUGCCUUUUCUAAUAGAAGACUACGAAGAGCAGCCCGGCCUGCAGCCACAUAUCAAGGACGUGCUGCCUCAGAACUUUGACAGCUACAGCAGUGAAGUUCAGAAGCUCAUUUGCGCGGCCGACCAUCUGGGGGCGCUGAUGCAAUAUGACACUCCUGGUUUCCUACCGAACAGGCGGAUACACAGAGCCAUGGGUUUAGCUACGCUGGAGGUCAUGCAGGCCAUGCAUCGAACAUGGAGCAACUCCAAAGUGCGAGUCAACGGCAAAACCAGGCAGAUGCAGUGGAGAGACAUGUUCGAUAUAGCUGUUAAAUGGAGAAGGAUUGCCGAUCCUGACCAGCCGGUUCUUUGGUUAGACCAGAUGCCUGCCAGGAGUCUCAGUCGAGGCUUCAACAAUCAUAUCAAUCUCAUCAGGGGACAGAUUAUCAACAUCCGAUACCUGGCUUACUUCGACAACAUCCUGGACUUUAUCAAAGACAGAAUACUGGUGUACCACGGGGCGUACAACCCCCGAGGUUUACUAGAAGUCCGACAGGCUCUUGAAAACGUCAACAAAGUAGAAGAUCUUCUGCCAAUAAUGAAGCAGUUCAACAGUAAAACCAGAGAUGGCUUCACAGUCAACUCCAAGGUCCCCAGCAUGAAGGAUGCUGGGAAGGAGUACGACGGUUUCACCAUCACCAUCACCGGAGACAGGGUGGGCAACAUGUUGUUCUCAGUGGAGACGCAGACGACAGAGGAGCGGACCCAGCAGUACCAGUCAGAGAUCGAGUCCAUCUAUAAAGACCUCACAGCCAAAGGGAAAGCUCUGAUGCUGUCCACAGAACUCGGGGAUGCAGACGCCUUGUGUAACCUGAUCCUCUCCUUGGUCUAUUACUUCUGCAACCUCAUGCCCCUCUCCAGAGGAUCCAGUGUGGUGGCGUACUCCGUGGUCAUGGGGGCGCUGAUGGCCAGUGGGAAGGAGGUGGUCGGCCGGAUCCCUAAAGGAAAGCUGGUGGAUUUUGAAGCUAUGACCACACCGAGUCCAGAGAGCUUCAGUAAAACAGCAAAGAUCUGGAUGAAUCUUAAAAGUUUACCGGGCUGGUACCAGAAUCUUCCAUCGGUAGCGGAGACGUUUGCGUCGACCAGGACGAUGAUCGAGGUUCUAAACACAGACUCGUCUUCACACUGUCCCAAGAAGUCUUAACACGACUUCCCCACAGGAGACGAGUCUGUUGGAUGAAGUCUUAAAGAUGGAGCUUCUACACUGGGCAGAACAACGUGACUUCCUUUCUUCUUCUUCUUCUUCUUCUUCUUCUUCUUCCCCCCAAACUGAACCGGACUAAGAUCAGAGUCUGUUUCCCGACAAAGCAACGGCCGUUAUUUGGUUUUUCAAAUUAAAACCACGAUUAGUUUCAUUUCAGUUUCCAAACACACUCCUGCUUUGAUCUCUGUCAUCUUUCCUGAAACGCUCCUCGCACACGACUCCUAUCGUCACAGUUGGAAAGUUUAUUUCUCCUUUUAAAUGCAUUGUAGUGAAAUGUUAAAAAGCAGUUUACUAUUAUUACCUUUAAUUCUAUUUUAAUCACCACCACAGUAAACAGCAAAGAGCCACAGCUGGUGAGACGUUUUCCUCAAUUAGUCAAUUAAACAUCUUGGGAUGGAAUGAACAGAAUAUUUCACUUGGAUCAAAAUGUGGUUUUCUGUUGGAAGUUUUUUUAAUACCCGCUUUUCAAAGUACAUAUUUUCAUAGAGUUCAAUAAUUGUUCAGUUUUAACGAGUAGUUAGAUAUUUGACGUCUUUCCACACAGUUAGUGAGACAUGACAGAGAUCAUUGCAGCAGGAUGCGUCAGUAAGCAACCCUGUAACCUGAUUCUCUCUAUCUCUCUCUCUCUCUUUCUUUCGUUCUCUCUCUCUUUCUCUGGCUCCUUCUGGCUCUCUCUCUCUCUCGCUCUCUCUCUCUCUCACUCUCUCUUUCUCUGCGUCAUCGGCCUCCCUCUCAAACGCUCAAAGCACAAAACUCAUCAGCAUGAACAAUCUGUCCCUAGUCUUAGUUCGCCAUGAAUGUUAAAUUUUAUCUUCACGUCUGGAGAUUUAAGUUCUGAAUCGACAGCGUUAUGUAUUAAAGUUUAUAUUUAACAUCGGAGUUUGUAAUUGGCACUUUAAACUUCUUCCAUGUUAAACCGCUGCUGUGCUCCGGCCCCGACAGCAGAGAAGGAGCUGAGGGAUUUUAACCAUAUGAAACCAAACCUGAAUUCUACUUUGGAUCCUUGAAGCUGUUUCUCUUUUUAAUUUAUUUCGCUGGCAGGAAGUGUCACUUCUCUUUUCGGGGCCUGAACCCUUCAUUUCUUCUAACGUGACCCAUGACAGUUUGUUUAAAAGAAGAGUUGCUGACAUGAAGCAAGAGGGACAGUCAGAGAUUUUAGAGACACAGAAAUUAGAAACAAAAACCUAAAUUGACAAUCAAUGAUUUGGUAAUUUACAGACAGAUAUAUCACUUAACUUUCAUAAUUAAAUAGUAAAUCAUGGUACGAUCGGCUGCAACUGUUAUUCAUCUUUUCCUCUGCUUAAAAAUGGAUGAAAAUAAAAGCAAUUCAUUCAAUAUUAGUGUUGUUCUAAAGUUGCUUCUACACAAAUUAACAUUUACUUUUAUUAAAUUGUAAUAUCCCCUUUAAAAUGUAAUGAGUGACCAUUGAAACUCAAGUAGAAGCUACAAAAUAAGAGCUCCUGAAUGUUCCCUGAUAUCUCUGACUGUUUUAUCUUGAUGAGGAUUAAUAACAGGUGAAAUAGAAAAGCACACAACAACUGUUUACUGUUAUUUCCUUUGCGAUCCUCCCUUAAACCUGCGUUGAGCGACAUCUCAUGAGUUUUACAUGUUCUUGGAAUUACACUUGAGUUGUUUUAUGAAGUGAUGAUUUAAUCAUGAGGCUAAAUGCGGCUGCUGUCUCGUAUUCCAACGACUCUUCUAUCUGAGUCGAAGCACAAGCAAAAUGUCAACAGGUCAUUUAAUAGCAUCGAGUCCCUCGAACAAAAUCCAGUUCAUUUCUUAUUUAAACGUUUUCGAUUCAGAGGCCUUUAACGUAUCAUCCCUGAAUGUGUUCAGUUCAGUCCUCUUCUCAUCCGGUCUGUUCAUUUCCUGCCUCACUGACAGUGGAUGGCUGACACCGGUUCUGCUCUGUGUCACGUUUUCAUUUUUCAUAUCAAUGAUUGUUCUGGUUUUUUUAAACAUUCAUUUUGUCUUUGCACCGGCUGCUCCAGUCAUGAGUUAACAGCCGGGAAUCUCAAAGCCUCAAACUGGAAGGAGGGAAUUUCGUUUUCAAUGAAUGAGUGAACGAAUGUUUAGUCAAUAAAACUGGUUGACAAUUUUA
Pleuronectes platessa (European plaice) is the source of this 4642-nucleotide messenger RNA. It is a transcript of the gene ttc13, whose product is annotated as tetratricopeptide repeat domain 13. The record is from RefSeq and is a predicted model, not a curated record. The coding region runs from base 1 to 2481 and encodes 826 amino acids. The transcript is spliced from 23 exons. NCBI's taxonomy places the organism in Eukaryota, Metazoa, Chordata, Actinopteri, Pleuronectiformes, Pleuronectidae. Gene Ontology annotation, molecular function: protein binding.